Messenger RNA from Symsagittifera roscoffensis, 3236 nucleotides. RefSeq lists its product as uncharacterized. Gene Ontology annotation, cellular component: plasma membrane; exocytic vesicle. The transcript has 6 exons. Gene Ontology annotation, biological process: cellular response to calcium ion; regulation of calcium ion-dependent exocytosis; calcium-ion regulated exocytosis. The record is from RefSeq and is a predicted model, not a curated record. Lineage: Eukaryota; Metazoa; Xenacoelomorpha; Acoela; Convolutidae. Bases 1329 to 3095 code for a protein of 588 amino acids. Gene Ontology annotation, molecular function: phosphatidylserine binding; SNARE binding; calcium-dependent phospholipid binding.
AGUUGCUUUCAGGACGCAGUUACCUUUUUCUGCUGCGUUUUGAUGCAAUGAUUUGAAACAAUUUCCCAUCUUUUUUAAUCUUUUUUUGUUUAUGCCAUAAAAUCGCCUGAUUUUAAGGCCUUUAGUCAGUAGGGAAUGAGGCUUAUAUGAUUUUAUCUGUGCGUCACAUAAUCACUGUCGUGUCGGUAUUGAUUGUCAGCUUGGAUUUACCUCCGCUCCCUCGCAUUAAGCAUAGACCAUAUCCCAUGUGCACAAAUAAGAAGAUAACAGAAAAAAUACAAACUGAUAAGCAGAAUUAUCACUAGGCAGACAGAUUUUUUUUUACAUGUACGUGUAACUUCUUGACCAAAAACCCACUCAGAGAAAAAACCCUUCAUACACAAGCACGAAAGCACCUAAGUUCCUUUUGAAUAAUUUUUACAAACCAAAUUGAACCGUUACCCUAUUUUUAGUAAAUGUCUCAAAAACAAGAUCCAAUUUCUAUUUUUCAGGAAUAUUGCGUAUGUUUUUCUGUGUUUUAGUUGCUAAGUUAAAUUCUUUGGCUCACUGCCAACGCACUUUUCUAUCUUUUCAAUCUCUCUUUCUCUUUCCUGCUUUUACCCUCACUAGUUUUUUAUCUGCUGAGAUUGGGCUUUGAGUUUGCGUGGGUCGCAGCUGAAGUGCUUCUUCUGUCUCCGCUUUAAGCCCGUCAUAAAUCCGAUGUUAUGUUUCCGUCUUUUCCAUAUAUUACCACGCCAAAUUAUUUCCUCAUUUGGAUGACAUUUAGCUUUUUUCCUUAUCUCGCUCGGUAAAAGGAAAGGUAAAGUGUACGUUCAUUUGAGCAGGGAAAUUGAACCCUUAGUAGAGGAAACAGUCUUUUUCCCUUAUCGAAAAGCGAUACUUAAUCCAUGUCCAAUCAGAGGAGGCUAAUCAAACAUGCUCUAGAACUGUGCGUGCGUCUUAUUGUACCAUACAAUUUUCAAUUCACUGUCUCACCAUCUUAUACCAAUCUCUUCUUCUGCUGUUGAUUGAACAGAUUUUUGACGUCACACUUCUGCUAUGCCGAGUACAAAACGGUUUAAUUUAAUCCAUUUUCAGCUCCAAGCCAUUCUCUGAAAAUUGCUAUUUUUCCGCCCCACAACCACAGCCUCGCAAAAGGUUGUUUAUUUCAUUAAGUUUUACAUUUUAAAAUUUUGUUUACUGUGGGUAAAGUAACAGUCCUGAACAAUAACGAGAUUCGGCUCCAUUCUGUCAGCUAGCUUUGAAGAUGUCACAUAAAUAAAAAUAGAAACCGUGCUCUGCUUGAGUUCAAUGUACUAGCGGGUCUUAUCUGGCACCGAAAUUCAGCAAUGGGAGCUCUCAACUUUCUGGACUCUGGGUUCAAAUUGUUGGGCCAUGACUUGUCAACAUUGUUCAUACAUUUCUCUCUGGGAUUUGUGGUGGCUCUGGCGUUCGUUUUGGUCGUGGUGUACAACCGUAACCGGCUACAUGAUGUUCUCAUCAAUAAUCGAGUUAAGCAAGGAAAGAGCUGGAUAAAACACAUGCGGAGACUCAGCGGCUUCGACAAAUCAGACAGCGGAGAGACAACAAAGACGUGUGAGGACGAAUCAUCCGAUUCAGCUGACACAGAAGACGACUGCGACUCGGGCCCCGAAGUGAGAGAGUUCAACAGACAGGAAGAGGAUGACCUUUCGGAUUAUGACGUCAUAUCUACUUCGGCCAUGAGCAAGAUGAGCAGGAGUAGCAGCACUGACACAGCUACAGGAGCCGACGAGGAGAACAUCAAAGGAUCCUUGAGUGGUCAAGAUGCAUUGAAAAGUCGAAAACGGACUAGAGUUGACGGGUCUGAACGACCUCUGAGCAGAAUUCACGUGCGAUUGAAGUCUGAGAUGAAGCACAACAGACUCGAGGAAGACACGAUGACUGAAGGAGAUGACAGUGAUUCGGAAAAGAUAUUGGCUGUGGAGCUUGUCAGAUCGGAGAGACGCUGUGGUCGGUUCAGAGUGAACCCAGUGCUCAGAUGGUAUGCCAAGGUGUCAGUAACUGUCACUUCCUCUUCAUCUCAUCUCACAGCGUCGUCAGGACGGGAAGGACGAGAAGAUGGCUGCCUGAAUUGUGCAGAGAGACAGGAAGUGUUCGACUGGCCGCUGGAGGAGUAUAAAAAUGCACAGAUCUUCACUUUCACUAGCACUCACUACCAGGAUCGGAAAGAAGUUCUUCUCGGAGACAUUUUCCGUCUACCCCUGAAAGGGAUGUCCCCAUGUGUGUCGUGUGGAAGUAAAGUGUCCAUAAGCUGCGAACAGUACGAGUACUCGGCUGGAGGCCGCAACACUACGGGGGACACACUUCUAGGGAAGGGAGAGACUUCAGUUCAAUGGAGAUCGGGCGGUGAUGCCGAUGAAUGGAAAGGGGAGGGGGGAGUUUCGAAUCACACGGAUGAAACUGAGGGCGGAUGCAAUGAUCUAUUCAUGACGAGGAUCAUCCAAUUAUAUGCGCAAUCUGAGGUGAGUGAAAGUUCUCUGUUGAUUUCGAUCAACUACCUGCCUCUAGCAGAGAGACUAUCUGUGAUUGUGAUGAAGGCCAAGGAUCUCAAACUGCCACAAUCCUCCAACAACAAUUCUCAUCCCCACAACAACCAACAAAGUGCGCCCCAAAGUGUUUAUGUGAAAGUGGAGCUGUUCAGACGAGACAACCGGAGACUGAAGAAGAAGAAGACCUCCACCAAACUCAGCCACUCCCACUCUACUCUGAAUCCAGUGUUCAAUGACAUGCUUGGAUUCCAGAUAUCCCCCUCUGAUUUAAAACGAUGUCGACUGAAACUCUCCGUCGUGCAGCGACUUCUGAAGACUGAUAGCAGUCGGCAGUCGCACCCAUUGACGCAACCUCGCGUUGCUGGAAUUGAAAACGAAGAAAAUUUUCCCCUGUCUCUCGGAGAAGAGUCAUCUUCUGCUCAUGAAUACACGGAAUCGAGUACUCCGAGCUACUACGUGUUCGGUGUGUUGUAUUUGGGAGCCAGCGGUUGCAGCCGAUCUGAGAUGGACCACUUCCAGCAAAUGCUGGAUAAUCCCAGAAUUCCAGUGGCCAAAUGGCAUCUACUCAAAUCUACUUCUUUUUAAACCAAAUUACAACUAUCCAAAUCUCAAACUGCUCAAAUUUGUGGAAAAAAUUGGACUGAUGUUAUGGUAAACUCAAGUAAAAGAAUUCAGUUGUGUUAAAUUGUGAACAACUCUCAGAAAUUAUACUUCAAGCGCGUCAAA